Messenger RNA from Dimorphilus gyrociliatus, 3839 nucleotides. NCBI's taxonomy places the organism in Eukaryota, Metazoa, Annelida, Polychaeta, Dinophilidae. The record is from the annotation of a GenBank genome assembly.
GAGAGAGAGAGAGAGAGAGAAAACAUUGAGAAAGAAAAAAACUAGGAAAGGAAAACUGAGAAAGUAAGUUAGUAAGUAACCGAGUAAGUGAGCGAGUGAGUGAGUGAGUGAAUGAAUGAAAGAGAGAUUAAGAAUUGGAAAGAAAGAUAGAGAAAAGAAAGAAUGAAGAAAGAUAGAUUGAUAGAUAGAUAGGUGAAGGAGGAGGAGAGUGAAAAAAGAAAGACAGAGCUGGCGAGGGGAAUUGAGAAAGAUGAGGAGGAUAGACAGACAAAGCUAUGUAUUUGUAAACGUGUUUAAAGAGAGCAGCCGCUAUACAUUUACAAAGUUUAUCAUGUAAAUACAUAAAAUUAAACAUUCUAUACUAAUCCAUAAAAGUUCACGAGUUCACUUAUAACACUUAAUUUAUCACGGUGAAAACUUUUCUCCGUCUAUCUAUUUGUCUGUUUGUCUGCCUUUCUCUUCCUCUCACUCACUUUUGCCUUCACUCGCCAACCAUCCCAUCAGUUUGAACAUCUAUUCAUGUCAAUAUAGAAAUAUGCACAGUAUAUUAUUAGCUUCUAUUGGUAAAUACAAACUAUGUACACGGCGAAAUGCAUUUUUACAUUCUUAACAAAUUCGUAUUCCAACACAUAUUUCCAAAUAACGUACUUUUCUAUAAAUAGAUUUUACUACCUACUCUAAUAUACGUACGUAUAUUGUAAUUUAUUACGCGCGCAGGCACCUAUACAGCACAGGCGGCCAUCAUGACGACUGGAUAGGAUAGGAGGCGUUCUUAUCUCAUAUCAUAUCUUUCAAUAUAAAGGAACCCGGGCCUCUCUUCCUCAUGGAUCUUUUACUUGUACUGUUACAGUCAAUUCCGACGUAGGUCGGUCUAUCUACAGCGGUCUUAUGCCUCAUUUAAAAGUAAACGCCGACCAUUCCUUUAUUGCAUCUUUGUUUUCUCUUCAUCGUGAUAAUCUACCGAAUAUCGUAAAAUCCGAAUGGGAGAGAUUAGCGUCUAAUCCGCCUUUUUCCAGCAGCGGAUCAACAGAUAAGAAAGAUGAAUAUUACAAAUAUUACUAAUUUGACCGAUUUGGAAAAUGUCACGAUCAAUUUUAAGGUGGAAGAGAGUCAUUCAAUUUCCAUCAAUUAUAAACUACCGGAAAUGAUAGUUGUUGCAGUUGUUUUAUUUUUAAUGGUUAUUGGAACUGCAUUUGGUAAUGCAUUAGUGGCCGUUGCCCUAUUCAAAUUCAGGUCUCUACGAACUAUUUCUAAUUAUCUUAUUGGAAAUUUGGCUUUAAGCGACUUUCUCUUGGCGGUUACAAUUUUGCCCUUUUCGGCCUUGAACGAAGUCCUAGGCUAUUGGAUCGUUGGUAGCAUACUCUGCAAUUUCUGGUUGACUGCAGAUGUUUUAUACUGUACAGCAUCGAUCUGGAAUCUCGCUUUUAUUGGACUUGAUCGUUAUACAGCAACACUCUAUCCAGUUUGGUAUAGGGAAAAACGGAAUACAAAACAGGCUGCUAUUUACAUAACAACCGUAUGGCUCUUAUCCAUAUCUAUAUCAGUACCUGCACUUCUCGGCUGGCAGAACAUAUCUGCUAAUUACAAAUAUCAGACUGACAAAAAUGUUUACACAUGCGAACUAUUUGAUACUCAAAGCUAUGUAUUAUACUCAGCUUCCGGUUCAUUCUUUAUUCCUUUCCUAAUAACUGUUUUCCUCUAUAUUCGCAUCUUUAUGGUGCUAAGAAAGAGAAUGAAAAAGAUGAAGGCUGCAAGAGAAGGCCUAAAGAGAAGAGCGAAGGAACAAAGUGCUAUGAUUAAACCUCCAAAAAUUGAAUUAGAAACUAUGGAUGGUAAGAAAGAAGCGAGUAGCGAUAGUCAGGAUAUGGAAUUUACGCAUUUAAGGGUCUCCAGCACAGCCGUUCCGAGUAGCUCGGAAACCGACGCCCGCAACGGCAUGAAAGACCAAACUCAAACUGAUGAUUCUCUCGUUAUGCUGAACCCUAAUCAUUCGGAUAACAACCAAACGAAGCCUAAAUUACUCUUUUCCAAUUUAAAACUGUCUAACCCCUUCAAAAGUAGCAAAGGAAAGCACAGACCUUCCGAAAAGAAACGCUACGAUCAGAAGGAAGUUAGAGCAACAAUUCGAAUGGCUAUCAUCAUUGCCUGUUUUUGCGGCUGUUGGUUAGGAUUUUUCGUCAUCUACGUCGUCAAAUCUUGGUGUCCUAAUUGCCCGAUUCCUAGAAUUAUCGACUCUUUCUUUUUCUGGUUAGGUUAUGCUAAUUCGAGCAUGAACCCGGUGUUGUAUACCAUUUUUAAUGAUGACUUUAGAAAAGCUUUUCAAAAACUGUUGGGCUGUUAUAAAAAAGCCUCACAUGUCGGAAGGAUAAGGCAUUGAACCUUUUAAUCUUUAACAACCAUUUUUUCCUAAAACCUUUUUUUCCCACCCUGCCUCCCUGUCUCCCUCCCUAACCCUUUUCCCAUGCCUUAAUAUUUCUGUUUCUUGUUCUUGAUUAUUUACUUUUCUUUUCCUGAUCGCGUUCAUUCGUUCAUUCGUUCAUUCAUUCAUUCAUUCAUUCAUUCAUAUACUGUAUUCAGUCUUGAUGUAUCUUUCUGUCGGUUUUUUUUCCCUUUCCUAUGUUACACUGUAUAUUCAUUUCUUUCAGUUGUUUUCGAUAUCAUCUAUAUAAGUGUAUGUUUAUAUAUCAUAUAUAUAAAUACUGUAUACUGUACAUAUAAAUAUAUAUACGUCUCUGCAUAUAUUAUAUACAAUAUAAUGUAUAAGUAAUAAUAUUACAGUACAUUUUCUUCCGUUUCAUAUCUCUUACCUCCUUCCAUUCUUGUAGGAAUUUAUUAAACUUUUUAAUAUCUUUUUCUCUCUCUCUCUCAUUUCCUUCUACACGCAAUCGCUGUUGUCACCAACAUCGAAAAUAUAACUCUUAACGAUAAUGAUAGCAUAUAAUAAAAUCUAUUGUAUAUUAUAUAUGUAUUAUUAGUAGUAUUAGAGGUAUUCUUGAUCGUCUUAGCCACGUUUACCACGGUCACAAUUGUCGUCAUCGUUAUCGUCACCAUCAAAUCGAUCAUCUCGGAAAAUAAACCACAAUGUCUUCCUCAUAUACUGUAUUUUCUCUUUGUACAUAUACUGUACAUAUUAUCAGUAAUAUACCAGACAAUAAAACAUUUAUUCAAUUGUCAAACAAUACAACGAAAUACUGUUUGUAGCUUUUAGUUUUACAUCUACAACGUAAAUUUUAAUCAGGAUCAGGGUAGAAUAACCGAAACGAGGGUGCGAAUCAGAGAAAAAGCAUGAAACAACGAGUGACUGAAGGAGAGAGAGAGAGAGAGAAAUGGAAUAAAUUACGCAAUACGUUCUGAAUAAAACCUUUUCGGUUAAACGUUUGUAUAGAAUAUUAAUUAAGUUGUAUAAAAGAGAGAGAGAGAGAGAAAGAGAGAAAGGGAAGCCUAAAAGAAAGUAAAAAAGAAAAAAAUAAAAGUAAUAUAUGCCGUAUGUAAACUGUGAAUAAUAUCAAGUUAAAAUAAACUUUUUCUUUCUUUCCAAUAUACUCAUAAUAAACCAUUCUCUAUCGUUCUCUUCCCUCUUCUCCUUUCUCCCUCUUUUUUCACUCUCAAAGGAAAAUAAAUAAUGAGAAAUAUUGGGGGAAAAUUUUCUUUAUUUUUUUAAAACUAAUUAUUAUUUCUCUUCCUUCCUUCCUCGCUCCCGCCCUCUCUCUCCUUCCCUGCCUCCCUCAUCUUUCUGUAUACAUCAUUCGUUCAUUCAUUCAUUCACUCUUCCUUUCUUUCCAUUCUUUCUCUUCCUGACAAUUCUCUUGCUUUCCAAAUUAAUUACAUAUACAACGAAU